Molecule: messenger RNA, 1323 nt
Organism: Lachancea lanzarotensis
Lineage: Eukaryota; Fungi; Ascomycota; Saccharomycetes; Saccharomycetales; Saccharomycetaceae
Gene: ERG24
Product: LALA0S02e10352g1_1
Exons: 1
Coding region: 1-1323 (440 amino acids)
Biological process (GO): ergosterol biosynthetic process
Cellular component (GO): endoplasmic reticulum membrane
Molecular function (GO): Delta14-sterol reductase activity
Source: RefSeq, a predicted model, not a curated record
AUGUCAAAAGAAGUUGGGCCCUUAAAUCCCAGGACUACGAGCUACGAGUUCAAUGGAAUAACCGGAGUCCUGGGCAUCGCCCUUGGUCUCCCUCUACUAUCGAUUGUGCUCAAUCAAAUGAUUCGUCCCGAUUACUACAUUGAGGGCGCAUUUUCCAAUUUUGAUAUUGCUGAGCUCUGGAAUCACAUCAAGCCAUUGAAGUGGUACUUGACAAAUCGUGAGUUAUGGACUUACUAUUUGACCUGGUUUGGAGUACUGGCAAUUUUUGAUGUAACAUUGCCAGGGCGUACGAUGGAAGGGGUCGAACUUAGGGAUGGCACUAAACUGCGGUACAAGAUCAAUGGGGUAGCCCUUACAACCACUUUGGCUGCGGUUCUAGCGAUCAGAUGGCAUUUGACUAAGGGUGAAAUGCCGGAAUUGCAGUAUCUGUACGACAAUCAAACCGAUAUCUGCAUUAUCACCAUUAUUUUUGGGUUCAUCAUGUCUUUUUUCUUGUAUGCUUUUAGCUUUUUUCCAUUACUCAAAGCAAACGGCCGCGGUACGAAAGAGCAUAUUUUAUCUGUGAGCGGUAAUACUGGAAAUCCUGUUUACGAUUGGUUCAUCGGCCGCGAACUAAACCCUCGGAUAGGUCCUUUUGAUCUCAAACUAUUUUGCGAACUGCGUCCAGGGCUGCUGUUGUGGUUUUUGAAUAACGUGGCCUGUUUGCACCACCACUACCUACAAACCGGCGAAGUGAACAAUGCAAUUUUGUUUGUCACUUUGGCACAGGGCUUUUACGUUUUCGAUGGCGUCCUAAAUGAGGAAGGCUGUCUAACUAUGAUGGAUAUCACUACCGAUGGCUUUGGCUACAUGCUUGCUUUUGGAGAUUUGACCUUAGUGCCCUUCACCUACGCUUUGCAGGCACGUUAUUUGACCGUUUCGCCCAUAGUUUUGACGGGCCCAUAUUUGAGUUUUCUAGUGGCAUUGAUGGCCCUCGGGUACUAUAUCUUCCAUUCUUCCAACAAUCAAAAGUCACACUUCCGCCAGGGCAAACUUCCACACUUGAAGAGUAUCGACACGAAACGUGGUACCAAGCUAUUGUGUGACGGUUGGUGGGGGAUGUCCCAGCACAUGAAUUAUUUUGGAGAUUGGUUGAUUUCACUCAGCUGGUGUCUUGCCACUGGUUUCCAGACACCCUUGACGUACUACUACUCGUUGUAUUUCGCUGCCCUGCUGAUCCAUCGCCAGAAGAGAGAUGAGCAUUUGUGUAAGGUGAAAUACGGCGAUGACUGGAAAAAGUAUGAGACUGCUGUGCCCUACAAGAUUGUACCGUUCAUCUAUUAA